This is a messenger RNA of Anolis carolinensis (green anole), 5199 nucleotides long. Its product is annotated as carcinoembryonic antigen-related cell adhesion molecule 5. NCBI's taxonomy places the organism in Eukaryota, Metazoa, Chordata, Lepidosauria, Squamata, Anolidae. The coding region runs from base 556 to 3111 and encodes 851 amino acids. The record is from RefSeq and is a predicted model, not a curated record. The transcript has 13 exons.
AGUAAUAAUAAUAAUAAUAAUAUAGACUCAGUUGCUGAUAUAGGGUUUGCCAAGUAGAGUGGGAUAUAAAUCUAAAGCCAUAGCAAUAAUAAUAGUAGUAGUAGUAAUAACAACAAUAAUAAUCUAGGCUCAGUUGCUGAUAUAGGGUUUGCCAAGUAGAGUGGGAUAUAAAUAAUACCUACACAUAUCAAAAUGUAUUUCUAUAAAAGCUACAGAUUAAAACGUAUUUCUAUAAAAGACCUGUGAAACGGCACAAAACAGAGAUUAAACAAAGGACACGCGUUUACAAAUCAUGCGCAAAGAAUAGCCGAGCCAUGUCUGCAUCCGCCCUCGGUGCGACCGGCCUUUCUGACCUGCAGCUGAUUCCCUGUGUUUGCUCCAGACGGGCCUGAUCCGGUCGUCAUUGAGCCCCGGCAGCAGCUUUACCUGGCCGACACCAGCCUGAACCUGUCCUGCUGGGCCGACUCCGAUCCCCCGGCAACAUACACUUGGUACUUUAACAAUGAUUCGCUGCCUAUUGGAAACGGAUCUCUGUUUGUGAUUCCGGUUCUUUCGAUGAACAAUUCCGGCACCUACCAUUGCAAUGCGUCCAACGCCGACACUGGCCAUUCCAGCGACGGCUCCGUGCAGAUCGUCGUCCUGGAACCAGUUAGCGACAUCUCCAUCACCAGUACUCCCAGUACGAUUGUGGAAGACGCCUUAGUGACCCUGAACUGCACUGCCGCAAAGGGCACCGAGGUCUCCUACUUCUGGUCCAAAGGGGACCAGGUCUUGGAAAGCGACGAUCGCGUCUAUCUGAGCGACGAUAACCGCAACAUAACGUUCAACACAACAGUCCGGGAAGACUCCGGCAACUACACCUGUUACGCCAAUAACAGCUUUUCUAAUAGCAGCAGCACCUAUAUUCUGAAUGUUUAUUACGGGCCUGAUCCGGUCGUCAUUGAGCCCCGGCAGCAGCUUUACCUGGCCGACACCAGCCUGAACCUGUCCUGCUGGGCCGACUCCGAUCCCCCGGCAACAUACACUUGGUACUUUAACAAUGAUUCGCUGCCUAUUGGAAACGGAUCUCUGUUUGUGAUUCCGGUUCUUUCGAUGAACAAUUCCGGCACCUACCAUUGCAAUGCGUCCAACGCCGACACUGGCCAUUCCAGCGACGGCUCCGUGCAGAUCGUCGUCCUGGAACCAGUUAGCGACAUCUCCAUCACCAGUACUCCCAGUACGAUUGUGGAAGACGCCUUAGUGACCCUGAACUGCACUGCCGCAAAGGGCACCGAGGUCUCCUACUUCUGGUCCAAAGGGGACCAGGUCUUGGAAAGCGACGAUCGCGUCUAUCUGAGCGACGAUAACCGCAACAUAACGUUCAACACAACAGUCCGGGAAGACUCCGGCAACUACACCUGUUACGCCAAUAACAGCUUUUCUAAUAGCAGCAGCACCUAUAUUCUGAAUGUUUAUUAUGGGCCCAGUGACGUCUUUAUCAGCCCCAACACAACAUAUUACAAAACAGGCUCCAGUCUCAAUCUGUCCUGCACCGCGGUCUCCAAUCCACCUGCAAACUACACUUGGCGCUUUAACAACGAAACCCACGAUGGGAGCAAUUGGGAAAUUGAUAUUCUGACUGUUAGUCAUUCUGGGAAAUACAUCUGCGAGGCUUUCAAUGAGGAGACUGGCUUGAAUCAAUCUCAUUUCCUGGAGAUCAAGGUCCUGGAACCAGUUAGCGACAUCUCCAUCACCAGUACUCCCAGUAAGGUUGUGGAAGACGCCUUAGUGACCCUGAACUGCACUGCCGCAAAGGGCACCGAGGUCUCCUACUUCUGGUUCAAAGGGGACCAGGUCUUGGAAAGCGACGAUCGCGUCUAUCUGAGCGACGAUAACCGCAACAUAACGUUCAACACAACAGUCCGGGAAGACUCCGGCAACUACACCUGUUACGCCAAUAACAGCCUUUCUAAUAGCAGCAGCACCUAUUAUCUGGAUGUUUAUUAUGGGCCCGACAUCCCCGUCAUCCUCCCCAAGACACCGUAUUACGCCGCGGGCACCACACUCCGCCUUUCCUGUACCGCGGCCUCCAACCCGCUUGCAAACUACACUUGGCAUUUUGGGAACGGCAGUGUUUCCUCCGGGAGCACCCUGACUUUUAACCUGAUUCUGAAUGACACUGGGUUCUACAACUGCACGGCAUCCAAUGACGAGACGGAUAAAAGCUCAACUCAAUCCCAGAAGGUUACUGUUGUGGAGCACCUCGACCCGCCCGUCCUGACGCCCGAUUCCUACCUGCCGUUGGAGAAGGAGAACGUCACCUUGAAGUGCAACACCUCCAGCAGCGCCGCCGUCUCCUGGCAGAAGGACGGCAAGGAUGAGCUCCCCGGGAAUGCCGCCCUUUCGGAAAACAACAGGACACUCACCCUCUCCGGCUUCACCCAAAAGGACAACGGGACUUACACCUGCGUGGCCAGCAACCCGCGCUUCACAGCACCGAGCAACCCCAGUGUCCUCUCCAUGGCCUACGGGCCCAACAAUGUCAAGAUCAACUCGACCAGAAACCUCACCGUGGGGCUCGAUUCUACGGUGUCCCUUGUCUGCUCCGCCGACUCCAACCCCGAAGCGCAGUUCCGGUGGUUUGUCAACAACACCGCUGUGACUGUGACCAAAGCGACCUACAACAUUGCCUCGGUGACUUGGGGAAAUGCCGGGGAAUACAGGUGCCAGGCCAACAACUCCAGGACCAACCUCACAGGCACCUACACAGUCACCAUCAUCGUGCAAGUUGAGAAACCCGAUAAUCCAGAUAAUCCCGGGGGCCUUUCCGGAGGUGCCAUUGCCGGGAUCGUGAUCGGCUGCCUGGCCGCGGUCAUCCUCAUUGCGGGGCUGGUCUACUACAUCUGCACCAAGACUUCUGUGGGGAGGACGGAGCGGCACGCCUCCAAUGGGACCGUCCCCUCGGCGCCCGGCCACAACCAGGGCGCCACUGACUCCAAGCCCAGAACGGGUGACGAGGACGUACAAUAUUCCACGCUAGCUUUCAACGCGAGCCAUCCUCCGCAGCCGGCCCCGGUGGCCGGACAACCUCCGGACGGGGCGACAAUAUACUCAGAAAUCAGGAAGAAAUGAUCAGGGAUCUGUCUUUUGUGUGUUUUUUUUUUAAAAAAAUUGUGGUUGUUAUUCUCUGGAGCCUUUUCCGUGCCUCCGACCAAAGACGCCGCUGUGCCGCCGUGUGCCUCUUUCCGAAGCGAAAAGGGAGCUUUCGAGGCCAUCCUUUCAAUAUUCCUCUCUCUUGCACCUCUUGCAAGACCCACCGCUUAGUGGUUUUGCAGCAAAACAAGAGGGUAUUUAAUGCUCAAGGCUAAAGGAGAAGCCGGGCAAUGGAUGGACUCGGGUUCCCGCUAAUCUUUCCGCAACAACGGCAUCCCGCAACUCCUCGCAAGGCCUGGCUGUGCCAAACCUCUCCUCUCCUGGGCUUGGCUCUUGGGAUUUCGGGUUGCCAAGGAGCCGCGCUUUAUGCCACGGAAGGAAGGGAAUUGCCGGCGCCGGAGCGGCUCUGUUUCCUUCAACAAAUUGGUCUCUGUCGCCAGGCUGGUUCUGCCUCCCACGGUCGACUUUCUGGGCAUUCACAUUCAGAAAUCAUCUGCACCUCGUUCUGUUUUCCUCACCUCCCUUAUUGUUCCUUUGCACACACAAGCAUUUGAAACCUUUCCACGUAUGCUUGGAUCGCUCAGGGUUCUUUGUACGCGAAUGUUAUCACGAAAUGCUGUUUUUGUUUUGCUAAAUGAAGCGAAUCCCAUCUUUGUCUCUCUGGAUGAACUCAAAUCCGGUUCCAAAUCGGGGAGGCAAAAGCACGGCGAGACAGAGCCACGUUUUUGCAGUAUCCUUAUUUGAGGUGGCGAUGUUAUAUACGGAAAUGUUCAAAUUGCACAAUGGCGAAAUUCAGUGCCUUUUCCCCGAACUUUGCAAAACCAGGCCAGAAUCCCCAGCUUCCUUUCUGUAAACUCAGAAAAUCCAGCUCAAAAUCAGGGAACAUCAGCAAAACACUGCAAAGCGGAUCCAAGUGGAUCGGUUCCCAGUUUUGAAAACACUGAUAUUACAGUAGAGUUCCGGUUAUCCGACAUAAACGGACAGGCCGAAUGUCAGAUAACUGAAACUGUUGGAUAAUAGGGAGGCCCUAUUAUCCCUCCCGACAAGCCGGGAAAAGGAGGGAAAAGUCUGCGACGCAAGCACAUCGGAUAAUACGGUGCAUCGGAUAAGCGGAAGUCGGAUAACCGGAACUCUAUUGUAUAUCAAUAUAAACCUUAGGGUUUGUUUUCCCAAGCUUUCCCUAGUGAUGCUCAGCUUUUUCCUAUCUGGAUUGUUUUGGACUCCAACUCCCAUAAUCCCCACAUAUCGGGGAUUCUGAGAGCAGGACUCCAAGACGUCUAUCAAGACCAAAAAUGCUGUCCGAAUGGAACGGAGAGUCGGAGAGCCGUGCCAUCUCCUUCGCUCCUCUUGCAGAGAUAAACAUAUCUAUCACUUUGAGCCUUUUGCUCAGAUUAUUCUUUAUUCGUUGCAUUUGAACGUCGGUUGGUUGACUCCCUUCUUUGUUGCAAAGAAUGUGCUUUAUCUCUGGUUUGUUUUGCAAAAUGCAGCCAAGUGUAGCGAAGGGAGCGCAGGAAGAUUUUAGGCUGGGAGUGUUUUGCUUUGAGAAACCGGAACGCAGCCGGGCAAAGCAGACUUUGUGCAAAACUCUGAAGUUUGCAAAGAAACAGCAAAGUGAACGGAGAGAUUUCAGGGGUCCCUUCAUGGUCGCCGUCCCUUUUAUGACCCAGAGUCAUCCUCUGUCCAAUCGCAACGGCAUUUGACAUGCUCCAAUCCAUUGGCUGUGCUAUGUGCAUCAUGCCAAGCAUUUGUGGAAGGGAAGACAAUGGCUCAGUGUUCGCAACGAGCGUGAAGUCAUGACUGGAGCAUCCCGAAAUUGACCCCUUUGGCUUGGAAGCAUCUCCCUCUUUUCCUCCUCCUCCUCCUUCUUCCCAUUUUGCCCCAAAGACCCCUUUUUGGGGACGGAUUGCGAGGGACAGAGCCAAGGAUGGGACGCAGCGAUGAUUGUGGGGGGCGGGUCAGGGAAAAACGGGUCUGUUGGGCCUUUAUAAAUAUAUAUGUAUUGUAACGUGAAAUCAGGUUAUUUUGUUUUUAAUUAAAGAUUUAAAUAAAUUAAGUAUGGAAAAAGGA